GACUCUCCUCAGGGGUUUUCCCCUGUCUAGAAUGUCUCCGCCGCUUUGUUUCUUCCAACGCUCAACCAACCAAUCCCGUCGUCCCUUUCCUUCACCUUCAAACAUGCUAUACAGGGUCUUGUCCUUAGCGACGGCGAGCAAUGGCCGUGCAGGCUACUUAGUUGGUAGCAAUCUUCUCUCCUGGGCUGCUAGCGUAGUAUUCUCGGGUAAUUCAGUCUCGUUAUGGUUGACUGACACCUCUCUGGCCUCGCUGCUUGACAGGCCUUAGUCUGUUUGUCUCGCUCGUGUGAAGCCACAACACCAUCUCUAUUCCCAUUCGCUUCUUUCCAUCUAGUACAAUUCAUUUUCUUUUCUGAGCUUCAUUUUUGCUCCUCUCUUGCGUAGAGCGCUAAAUCGCUUCCUCCUCUGUUUUCCAGGGGAAAAUAACGAGUAUUAUCAUAUUCUUCACAAAUCGUCGUUGAUGAUCUUAUGAUCGUAGACCGGCCGACACGGCCGCCUCCCUUUUUUUUCUCUUUCGUAUAACUUCAAUUUGUUUAAAAUUCAUUUGCCCAGAGUGGCGGUAAUUAUCUCUCAUCUUUCAUCUUAAGCUUCUGCGACAGGUAUCGCCUACUCUUGAUAGUCUACGAUCAUGGCAUCGAUCACAACUCGCAACGGUCAAAGGUGUACGGCAGUGCCGAAAGUAGCAAAGAUACUACUUGCAUCAAAUUCAUCCUCGACUUCGUUAUCGUCUUCAUCUUCGUCAACAUCGACAUCGACUUCGACAUCUUCAACUUCAACUUCUAUCUCUACAUCAACAUUAACAUCAGCAUCAGUAUCUUCUACUUCGGCUUCGAGUAUAAGUACGACCUCAUCUUUAUUAUUCGCGUCUUCAUCUUCUACAUCUAUAUCGAUCCCGACCGAUCCCCAGGCGACUCCGGUUGACAACCCAGCACAACCGGACUCUGCCACUCAAAUUUCGUCGGAUACAUCUUCAAGUGCUUCAAGUACAAUAAGUACCGCAGCAAUAGCUAAUACGCCUCCAGUAUUUAUACAACCGGCGAUAGGUCAGAGUGCUGACCAGUCACCAUCUACUGACCAGUCAACUGAUCAGACCACCUCGGCGCUACCGGCGUCGAUCGUUAGCACAGCUAACGACGCCUCUCUCCCUUCUGAUUCUGGGGUCCUUACUGAUGCUGGACCUACGCCGUCUCAACCAGGGGAUCAGACACAAAGUACAAAUGCACCGACUACAGACGGCGCAGCACCGGCGCAGUCGCUGACUGGCCAACCGGGGGAUUCAUCUAUAGUAACUGGUUUAGACGGAAACACAGCGACCCUAACAGCAGGCGCAACGCAAUCUAUAGGGUCAUCGUCAGUGGAAACGGAGACAAACGGAGGAGGUCUGUCAACGACCCAACAGCAAGUCACCGGCAAUGCCAUCACAACGCAGCAGACGAUAGCGAUAGCUGGUGGUGUAGUUGGAGGAGUCAUAUUCAUUUCCUCUUUGGCAUUCUUAAUCUGGAUAUGGCGAAAGAGGAAGAUGCAUGGGCGGAGGAGUACACUAUUAACACCAUUAUCUCCAGAUGCAACUUUCCGUGACCGCGAGAAAGACCCGUAUCUUAUUGAUCGGUCAUCCCUGGGUCCGACGCCAAUGUCCGAGAAGCUUUGGGCCGUUGUUGGUAUGAAGUAUAAGAGAUUGCGCGGAAGGGUCAACGAUAUUGUAGCCCGUAGCAACAGCCCAAGCCCAAGCGUCAACCUUGACCGUGGGAACUCACAAUUUGGCCCACUCGAUGGAGCGCAUAGUCGAAAUAAUUCAAAUGCCGGAAUCAUAGGAGGCCCGCCAACUACCAAGGGCCGCUUCGUGGACUGGUGGGGUCGGUUGGCGGAAGACGGAAAUUUCAACUGGCGACUACGUCACGAAUCGAAGGCUGAUGCGAUAAAUAACGAGUCGUACUCAGUUCCGAAGUCUACAGGCAAUAACAAUGCGCCGAGAGUUCCCUCUCAGCCUGACUUCCUCACACUUUUAAAUAUGGACGACAGGCAACUCGAGCAAGCGGCAAGGGUGCGAAAUAGCGUGAGAGGAAGCCAACGUCGAUCGAUAUCUAUGGGCAAUGAACAGCAUUUCCUCGGUGGUCUUGGAUUAAACUUCGACGACCCCUUUUCUGAUGUCAAUGCCAUAGGCAACAACACGGCUAAAGCGAAGCCUGUAGUUGUUUCAGCAGCAAACAACCCAUUUUCGGAUGCGAACGCCAUCGCGGCACCAUCAGCUGUGGCAAAUGGCGGUCUCGCAACAUACGUACAAAAUGUUCGACGCUCGCGUGGACACAGCGUAAAUGGCGGCGGUAUCAGCCGGCAACCGAGUAACGCAGGUACCCGCAUGAACAGCGCGAUGAACAGCAUGUAUCGCGAGUCUAAUGCGAGCAUAUCUACGGUCGGCACCCGACGCAACAAAUUCCGCUCCGACCCAUUCGAUCUAGAUCGCCCGGAUCUGCUAAGCGCCAACUCCAGCUUUGACGCCACCGUAAGGGAAUCUAGUCGCAGCAGCAAGGGGGCGCCGGUACCGGUGCCCAAUACGCCACGGCAGGCACACGUGCGCACCGAGAGUUUCACGUCGAAAUAUUCGAGCGGCGUGAGUGGUGUGAGCAUGAGUAUGAGCCAGUGGAGCGAUCCCGGCCCGGAUGUCGGCCCAGCGGCCGCAAGAUACACGCCCACGCCGGAUAACGGGAUCGCGCGUAGGGACUCGGAUACGCGGCGGAGCGGCGGUAGUCAGGGGAGCGUAGGCAAGGCGUUAUAGUUGUCGCUCCCGUACGGUACCUGAAUUCCAGGUACGAACGGGAGGAUAUACAUAUACGGCAGUCUAGGGCAUAAUGGGUGGAAGAAAAGAUCACCGAUGGUGAUGAGGCAUGAAGCGCACGCCGUCGCCUGUUUGAUUAUCGCAUAGUUAUACCGAAAAGGGUAGCUUGGAGUUACUGGUGCGAUGCAUUGCUGUUCUUUUUUCUAUUUUUUACAUUUUAUAUUCGUGUUGGGUGAUGAUACCCGGCGACCACACUCUCGCUUAUGAUACCUACCCAGUACUUCGAAGGAAGGGGACAGAAAACGAGGACGUCUCCCGCCUGAGCAAACAGAAGCAGUGUUCUUUUUUAUGGUUCGAGACAAAAGAGGGAAAGGUGUGAUAUACCCUGUUCCUGAAUACAAUACCCAAGCUAGGGAAAUGAGAGUCGAGACGUGUAACUUUAGGAGAGAUCUUGGAAAGUUUGAUCAAGACGUGGACGAGAGACGAGGGAUGGAUAGACGAAGAGAUGGAAGAUAUAUAUACCCGCGCUGAUAACGUGGGAUGUGUGUAAUGGAAACGUUCGCGCAGAUGAGAGUCAGAUCAGUUGAAUCAAAAGUUCUGAAGUUUA
Annulohypoxylon maeteangense is the source of this 3380-nucleotide messenger RNA. RefSeq lists its product as uncharacterized. The transcript has a single exon. The coding region runs from base 629 to 2773 and encodes 714 amino acids. Lineage: Eukaryota; Fungi; Ascomycota; Sordariomycetes; Xylariales; Hypoxylaceae. The record is from RefSeq and is a predicted model, not a curated record.